UGUCCCGCUCUUCGCCGGGCGCAGGAGCAGCCGGCUCGACCGCCAGCGCGGUGUAGGGGGCAGGCGCGGAUCCCGCCACCGCCGCGCGCUCGCCCGCCGCCGCCCCGCUGCCGGCCUCCCGCCCGCCCUCCGCCCGCCGCCUGCGGCCUCGGCGCGUGCCGCCGGCCUGUCGCGGACCUGCUUCGGGCCUGAGGUCUGACCCCGAGUCCCCGCCAUGCCGAGGGAGAGCAGGGAGAGGGAUGCCAAGGAGCCGGACACCAUGAAAGAGGAGAGCGGCUCGGACGCCUCGGCUCACUCCAGGAAGAGGAAGGCGAAUGUGGCCGUUUUUCUGCAGGAUCCCGAUGAAGAAAUUGCCAAAAUCGACAGGACUGUGCGGAGCCAGUGUGGCGAUCAGCCGUGGGCCGGCAGCGCAGCCUGUGAGAACCCGUGCUCCCUGAUCCCCACGCCGGACAAGGACGACAAUGAGCUGGUGUACCCCACCUCCGCACACAAGACCCCCGGCGCCAGGCCCCCCAGAGCCUCACCCCUGCCUCUGCUGAACUGGGCAAACCGAGAGGAGGUUUGGAGAAUCAUGUUAAACAAGGAGAAGACAUACCUCCGGGACCAUCACCUGCUGCAGCGGCACCCUCUCCUGCAGCCGAAGAUGCGUGCCAUCCUCCUGGACUGGCUGAUGGAGGUGUGCGAGGUGUACAAGCUGCACAGGGAGACGUUCUACCUGGCGCAGGACUUCUUCGACCGCUACAUGGCCACGCAGCACGACAUCGUCAAGACGCUCCUGCAGCUCAUCGGCAUCUCGUCCUUAUUCAUCGCCGCCAAGCUGGAGGAAAUCUACCCUCCGAAGCUGCACCAGUUCGCGUACGUCACGGACGGGGCUUGCUCGGGAGACGACAUCCUCACCAUGGAGCUGAUCAUCAUGAAGGCUCUGAAGUGGCAGCUAAGUCCCCUGACCAUUGUGUCCUGGCUGAACGUGUACAUGCAGGUGGCCUACCUGAACGACAUGUACGAAGUGCUCCUGCCUCAGUAUCCCCAGCACGUCUUCAUCCAGAUCGCAGAGCUCCUGGACCUCUGCGUGCUGGACGUGGGCUGCUUAGAGUUCCCCUACGGCGUCCUGGCCGCGUCCGCCCUGUACCACUUCUCCUCCUCCGAGCUGAUGCAGAAGGUCUCAGGGUACCAGUGGUGUGACAUCGAGAAGUGCGUCAAGUGGAUGGUCCCCUUCGCCAUGGUCAUCAGGGAGGCAGGGAGCUCGAAGCUGAAGCAGUUCCGGGGCGUUCCCCCCGAGGACGCCCACAACAUCCAGACCCACCUGAACAGCCUGGACCUGCUGGACAAAGCGCAAGCCAAGAAAGCCAUAUUGUCGGAACAGAAUAGGGUUUCUCCCCUCCCGUCCGGGCUCCUCACCCCCCCGCCGAGUGGCAAGAAGCAGAGCGGCGAGCCGGAGACGGAGUGACCCACCAGCCUCCUCACCAAAGACAGUGGUGCCCAAGUGCCUGCCCGCCCCACGCCCGCCGGAGGCCGCCUCAGCUCCAGGCGCUGAGCAGUGUCCUGUGGACGGCACUGGACGGGAGUGUCGCCCGAGGCCUUGAUGAUGUGAUCAGUGGGUCAAGUACACCAGCCACCUCCAGACACGACGCGUCUCGAUGCUGCUAGGAGGGUGCUGCUUGACUUGAUUGACUCUCCCAGGCCACAGAGCGUGAAGCUGAGGAGCGUGGCCUCCGGUUGGGGCGCUCGGUGCCGAGGGGCGGGCAGGGCGAGCGCCGUGACGGGGCCGCGGCCAGCCUCGCUGGGGGCCGCCCUCCACGCUAUCUAUCAGUUGACAAUGUACAAUGCCUUUUAUGAACUGUUGUUCUAAGUGCUGCUACGUCUGCCCGUUUUAAUAAAGGUCACACUGUCUUUGAGACAGCUGGCUCGA
Eptesicus fuscus (big brown bat) is the source of this 1909-nucleotide messenger RNA. It is a transcript of the gene CCNE1, whose product is annotated as cyclin E1. The record is from RefSeq and is a predicted model, not a curated record. Gene Ontology annotation, cellular component: cyclin E1-CDK2 complex; nucleus; centrosome. Gene Ontology annotation, molecular function: cyclin-dependent protein serine/threonine kinase regulator activity. The transcript has 12 exons. Lineage: Eukaryota; Metazoa; Chordata; Mammalia; Chiroptera; Vespertilionidae. Gene Ontology annotation, biological process: G1/S transition of mitotic cell cycle; regulation of cyclin-dependent protein serine/threonine kinase activity. Bases 215 to 1447 code for a protein of 410 amino acids.